AUGGGAAACGCAAUUUCCGAUAUGUUGAAGGAGGCGGAUGAGAAGAAGGAGACUGACGCCAAAGAAGAAUUAGAAAUUUUGCAAGAGAUGAUCAACGCAGUCCUAGACAGAUUUGAGAGUGAGAUCACAGAGAAAUUCUUGAAUGCAGAGCCUACAGCGAAGACUGAACCCGCAGAUGCAGUUGGUGGUGCUAUCGAUGCCAUUUUUGGAGCUGUCACGGGAGGCGGUACGAAAGAGAAACUGGCCAAUGGAUUCAAGAAGGUUGUAGGGACUGCACUGAACCAGUUCCUCAGCAAUACGGAGAUCGGCGUCACAGAUACAAAUAACUACUUCAUUUAUGUGCACCAUGACGCAAUCGUUCGCAUCGAUCUCAGAAUGUGGCGAUGGAAUUUUCCUAGUGGAGGCUUCAAGAUUGUUGAUAAAGGUGUCCUAGGAUACAUCUACUGUAUUUCAGUAGUUGAUGUUGGCGUUCUGAAGAUUCCAGAGUUUGUUUACCUCAUAAGUGAACACGCUGGAGACGAAGAGAACGAAGUCGAGCAUUACUGCGAGCAAAUGGGUAAGAUAUAUGCCGCCGCACGCAAAAAGAAACUGAGCGAAAAGGCCGCCAUCACGACGAAAUAG
Bipolaris zeicola 26-R-13 is the source of this 621-nucleotide messenger RNA. RefSeq lists its product as uncharacterized. Lineage: Eukaryota; Fungi; Ascomycota; Dothideomycetes; Pleosporales; Pleosporaceae. The coding region runs from base 1 to 621 and encodes 206 amino acids. The transcript is spliced from 7 exons. The record is from RefSeq and is a predicted model, not a curated record.